This is a messenger RNA of Hypomesus transpacificus, 4840 nucleotides long. RefSeq names its product epsin 2 (gene epn2). The coding region runs from base 534 to 2150 and encodes 538 amino acids. The record is from RefSeq and is a predicted model, not a curated record. Lineage: Eukaryota; Metazoa; Chordata; Actinopteri; Osmeriformes; Osmeridae. Gene Ontology annotation, biological process: endocytosis. The transcript has 10 exons. Gene Ontology annotation, cellular component: plasma membrane; clathrin vesicle coat; endosome. Gene Ontology annotation, molecular function: phospholipid binding; clathrin binding.
CCCUUCCCCGCCUGCGCUGCCCCCCUCCCUGAGCGAAGACUCGGCCCGCCAUGUUGUGGGCUGAGUGGGGCUCACAGGGACCAGUGGAAGCGCAGACGUGUAAGCUUGUGCUAGGCUAGCUGGCUUGCUAACCAUAGCAACAAUACGCGAAGGCGUAUGAAGCCUCAUCCAACAAAAAAAAGUCGUUUCUCGAAAUAUCCUUGGCGUUUUACGUGAUUUAUUUCCUUAACGUAUGGGUUUAAAUCCCUGGAAUUCCAGUUGUACCUCGAACAAGUUCAGAAGAAUGGUGAUGGCGUGGUUGUGUGUGCUGCCAGCUCCUGGCGUGUGGAGAUGGUUUUAACAGACUCAGUUCUAGAGGACUCAGGAACACGUCACUGGGCUGGAGAGGCUUCCUAACACACACAAACACACACACACACAAAACAGAACAUUCUAUCCACACACACACUUCCUUCUUGAGAGUGUGUGAGCCAAACUCUCCUGUGUGAGAGAGCGUGUCUGUCCAGUGUGUGUCAACCAUCACCAUUGCCGCCAUGCCGAGCUCCACUAUCCGGCGUCAGAUGAAGAACAUGGUCAACAACUACUCUGACGCCGAGAAGAAGGUGCGCGAGGCCACCUCCAACGACUCGUGGGGCCCCUCGUCCUCACUGAUGUCGGAGAUCGCCGACCUGACCUACAACGUGGUGGCCUUCUCUGAGAUCAUGAGCAUGAUCUGGAAACGCCUCAACGACCACGGCAAGAACUGGCGCCACGUGUACAAGGCCCUGACCCUGCUGGACUACCUGAUGAAGACGGGCUCAGAGCGCGUGGCACUGCAGUGCAAGGAGAACAUCUUUGCCAUCCAGACACUGAAGGACUUCCAGUACGUGGACAGGGACGGCAAGGACCAGGGCAUCAACGUCCGGGAGAAGAGCAAGCAGCUGGUGGUGCUCCUCAAGGAUGAAGACAGGCUCAAAGGAGAGAGGUCCCAAGCGUUGAAGACCAAGGAGCGCAUGGCCCAGGUGUCCACCACGGGAGCUGCUGCCCAGAUGGGCUUUGGCAGGGGCUCGUCCCAGCCCAACCUCUCCACCUCCUACUCCGAGGAGUACGGCAAGUCAGAGGGCUCGCCUGCUUCCUACCACGGCUCCACGUCUCCCGCAGCAGGCUCUGAGCUGGAGCAGGCCCGCCCCCAGACCAGCGGGGAGGAGGAACUGCAGCUGCAGCUGGCCCUAGCCAUGAGCAGAGAGGCUGCAGAGCAGGAGGAUCGUAUCCGUCGGGGGGAUGAUCUGAGACUACAGAUGGCUCUGGAGGAGAGCAAGAAAGGACCUUCCACUGAACCUGGCUCUGCCAAACUGGCCAAGAAGAAGAAGGAGCCUCAAUCUUCUCUCAUGGACCUGAUGAAUGUUCCAGAGGGAGAGUCCAGGUCAGAGCCCUGGGGGGCAGGGGCAGCUGCUCCAGACCCCUGGCAGUCCUACGGUGCAGCUCCCAAGCCUGCAGCACCUGUGGACCCCUGGGGACCCCCCUCCUCCUCCUCUGCUCCCCCCAUGAAGAGCAGUGAUCCCUGGGGAAGCAACUCUGCAUCCGGCCCUGACCCCUGGAACUCCAAUAUAGGGACAGGUAGCUUAGACCUGUUCGGUGUGUCUAACGGUGACGGUGGAGGUGUGUCAUCCCUGCCCUCCCACAGCGGAGGAGGAGGGGGCAGCCUCAGUAUGGACCUGUUUGACCCCCUGCCCAGCAGCAACGCCACACGCAAGACCCCUGAGUCCUUCCUGGGGCCCAACGCUGCCCUGGUCAACCUGGAUUCCCUGAUCUGCAAGCCCCCCCAGCCAGCCCCGACCGUCAACCCCUUCCUGGCCUCCGCAGGCUCCGCUCCGGCGCCGGCCGCCCAGGCCAAUCCCUUCCAGCUCAGCCAGCCAGUCCCCCCCACCCUCAACCAGCUGCGCGUCAGCCCCAUGCCCCUGGGCUUUGGAAGCAUGGCGGAGCCCCUGGCCCUGUCCUCCCUGCCCCCCCAGCCCAUCAGCAUGGUGCCUGUGGGGGGCCGCAUGAUGCCAGGUGUGGGGGUGCCAGGGGCCCUCCCUGCCUCCAUGUCCAUGCCCCAGCCCCUCAUGAGCAGCAGCCUGGGCCCCCAGGGAGCCCAGCCGCCCGGAACCACCAACCCCUUCCUGCUGUGAGGUGGGGGAGGGCAAACCCCUUCCUGCUGUGAGGUGGGGGAGGGCAAACCCCUUCCUGCUGUGAGGUGAGGGAGGGUGACACAAGUCCUCCACACCGCCCCCUCCCCUCCUGUCUCUGCCCUACAAGCUGCCCAGUCACCUGCGCCCUCAUACAGUGUCACUCUCCAGAGACUUGAUGGACUAGCAGUGGUGUUUACAGUUUUUAUAUGAGCAGAGAGAGAACUGUCUCUCCUCCACCUCCUCUUCUUUCUCUGUCUCUCUCUGUCUCUCUCCUCCACCCAGGCCCCCCCAUCCCCAGGGAGCAUGAGAGCUGCAGAGCUCAUUCAUCUACUAACCCUUGUCUGUCUGGGAGCAGGUUAUGUAUUUACUCUAAGCUAACCUUUUUAUAACCCCAGCCAGCUGUGUGUGUAUGUGUGUAUGCCAGUGUGUGUCGGUGCUUAUACACUGUGUGUAUUCCAGUGGGCUUCAGUUUAGACUGUGUGUGUGUAGGACUAUGUGGAGGAGGUUACAGUUAGGUAUGUCUGUGUGUGUUACAGCUGACUGUGUGUGUGUUAUUAAGCAGGGAUUUUGCAUAUGCAUUUCUUUCUGUGACUGUUGGCUCACCGCUGGUCCUUAGCCGGAGAGAGAGCAAGGUCGUGACCCCCGGUACUGCUCCCAGCUCUCUGAGGUCACUGCCUAGGUCUGACACUCUCCGACCCUCCACAUGAACUCUGACCCCCCCAGAGGUCAACAACCACAAGAACUGUAAACUUGACAUCACUGUGAGGAAGACCUGCCAUCUGGGUGUGUCGGGGAGGACUCUCUGCCUGCCUGCCUGCUUCCUGGCUAGCUGUGACUGAGGGGAGCACAGAGGCAUUGUGGGAACUGCCCCUCCCCAAUCACCCCUGAUCAGUAUUGAACACGGGGGCGUUUAUCUAAACCCAGCUUAGUGAUACAACUCAUCUCAGUCCCUCACUCCAGACCCUGUGGUGUCACACAUGUUCCUGCCCUCCUCUCCAGGCUAUACAGGCCAGGGGCUGUGGGGAGGGGGGGGGGUUCUACUGGGUCAAAGGGCAGGAUGUGGCAAGGAGGAGCACCACAGAGGACCUGCCUCCUGUCCAGAGGUGUUCAUGUAGGCCUUGCUGAUGACUUCACAUCAGGUUGGAAUCUUACUGUUGUUUGAAUAACCAUGAUCAUGUAUACUUCAGUAAUAUCUGCUCAUUUUUCUUGAUGUCUGUCUCUGCCCGUGUGUGUGUGUGCGUGCGUGUGUCUAGCUGUUUGUAGCCUUCAAGUGUUCUUUAACAAACCUGCCAGAGCUAGCCCAGUAGAGGAGACCUUGAGCUGAUAUCUACUGGUACUAUAGGCCUCUCUCUCUCUCUUCCUCUCUCUGCCCCACCUCUCUUUAUCUCCAUAGAGCAGUAUUUCCUAGAGGGUGGAGGAACAUUCAGGCAGUGUGUGCAUGUUUCCACACAUUGCCGAUGCUGGUUGUGAGAUCUUGAGUGUUCACGAGGUGUGAUCAGCCCACUGCAUCGUGGGACAGAUCUGGGCCCCAAGUGGAUUCACGUUACGUUGGCUAAUCUGCCUGCAAGUUCACUAGCCAUCAAACACACACAGAUCCUAAAGACAGGUGUGUACACACAGGGACACACACAGGGAUGGUGGUUGGAUGACGUGAUUCUAAGCAACAGUAGAUCACACAUGCAGGACAGCAGAGCUGCCAUGUCUUAUUGUCUUUACUUCAUGUUUAUUAGUUAUGUUUUAUUUUCCUCCUAGAUGUAGAGUCCAUAGUCGAGCCUUCCUGUUUCAGGGCUGUAUACUAGCUAAGCCAUGUAUCACUCUUCUCAAACGCUGUCUCUCUAUCUCCCCAUCACCCUGUGUAUGUCUCUCUUCCUCUGUGGUUAUAUAGUACUACUCUAUAAGCACAAGCCUCUUUCUCUUCAGUUGUUACCAAAGUCACAGGAAGUCUGUGAUUUCUAAUUAGUUAUUUUAUUCUUUGUAAACAUUGUUAUUCUUAUUACCCUAACAUGUAGAAACUCUCCAUCAAUCCCUGCCCUAGGAUCCAGUUUUGGUCUUAUUUUACUUCCCUGUUCAGAAAUCACUGUGUGAAGGGUUCCCAUGGUUUUCUCUGGGUGAGCUAGCGCCCUCUCCUGGUCAGCUGUGGUGCUACGGCCAAGAGGCCAGCCCCAGCAGAAAGCCCUCACCUCUCAGGCCAGGGUGAUGCUCCUCAGACCACACACCGUUAAGCAACAUUUAAAUAUGCAAACCUUACAAAUCAUUUGAUUUAAAAAAAUAUAUACUUAACGCUUGUGGUUGUGCGUUUAGUUUUGCCGAAGAGUCUUCUGGAACAUAUCUCAGUGUGUGCUAAGUAGCUCCUCUGUCACAGUGCUUUGAUAGGGUUUAUCAUGGAGGACUAACAUUGUGUACUUGAGCAUAAACAUGUCUGUAUGAGCGUUCAUGGUCCAGUCUGUCUGUAUAUUUACCAUAACCUCAGGAGCAGCCUGCUUUCUGAUGGAUAUGUGCUCAACUCUUUGGCAUUAUAACUGUAUAAUAUAAUUUAUCAUUUGUACUAUUGUAACAUAAUGUUCUGUACCUUAUCUGUGUACUGGUUUUUUGUAGGAGAGUCACAGUGUGGUAUUUUAACACCCUCUAAAACUGCAGCAAGUCACACAACGAACUAGCUGCAAAACAUCCAAAUAAAAAGUCUGACUUCA